AUGUCAGGUUUCUCCUCCCCUCUUGCGGGUCGAAAUAUCCGCCCUUCUUCCGAGGUGUACUUUAACCAACAAUCCCAGGGGCAAAACAACACUGAGGAUGCGUUGGAUCGGGCGGCGCAGCAGUGGAUUGCCGAUAUUGAUCAGUAUGAGACCACACUUGAAGAGAUGGCAGCUGCCACGCUGGAUCAGGACUUUAAGGAUGAGCUGAGUGCCAUUGAGCAGUGGUUUCGUGUCUUGAGCGAAGCUGAACGUACGGCUGCUCUUUACGCUCUGCUUCAACAGACAACUCAGGUUCAAAUUCGCUUCUUUAUUCAAGUGCUACAGCAGAUGUCGCAAAGUCAUCCUAUGUCUAGCGUCUUGUCACCUGCUAAUUUUGGCGAAAAAGAUCCCAUGUCAAACCGCCUGAGCGAUGCCAUGGCCAAAUUGAAUGUGGAACCAUCUCGUAACUCAAUGGGCCGUCCGCCACCUUCACCUGGAAAUAAACGUAACUCUGGACUCGAUUCAUCUACUAUUAAUGCUAUGUUUCCCGAUGCUGCCGCCGCAAUUGCCAAAAAGAAGGCAGAAUUCACUCAGCAAACAGGCAAUAUUGCAGGAUCAAACCGGAACAGUGCUGUGUUCGGCGAACGAACGGCUCUAGUUACUCCCACCAUUUCUACUCCUGAUUGCAAAGAUGUCUUGCCGCAGCCCCCAACUUCUCCUUGGCCACAGCGUACGCACGAACCACAGGCCCCUAUUGCACGACCAAAAUCAUCAAGUGGACAACAGCCAAUGGGCCAAUUUUCCCAAACACACUCUUCGGUGCGCUCCCCGCUUUCUCUGAACCAGAGUGCUUCCUCUAGUAUACAGAAUACUACCAUUGCAGCCCCUGAAAUUACUCAGGACCCCCCGCUUCUCUCUCCAUAUAAUCUAGGCAACGCUAGCUGGGCUUCGAUGAGUAGCACUCCCAUGGUUCCAUCAUUUAAUCAGCAAAAUAGUCAGACACAAGCAGACAUGGUCGCAAAUGCAACUGCCAUGAAACUCGCCGCUCUUUCCACCGUCAACAACAGAAUUGCUUUAGAUGACGCUCGAAAAUAUCGUCGUGCUCGGUCAAAUGAUGCACAAAAGACAACCGGGCAAGGGCCGCUUUCUCCCGGCCUUCCAAAUCAGACAAUCCCAGGAACGAAUGUAAUUAUGGUAAACGAUGCAGGUCAAAUUCUUAAUGCACAGCAAAUUGCAGCCCUGCAAGCACAACAACAAGCAGUCGCAUUGGCUGGGCGUCGAUCCCGUCCGAAUUCACCGGGAAUGGCCAUGCAGGGUGCUUCGUUGGGGCAUAUGAACUUCACUUCACCCCAGAAUAAUGGGUUUCUAGCCGCUUACGAUACAAAUACCCUUUUAGGCAAUAGCUUUGGCGGACUUAGUAUGGGCCUCCCUGGCGCUGGAAGUCAUGAAGGAUACCUCUCCGACCACUCUGAAAUAAAUCGUGGCCGUUCGCCACGCGGCCGACGGGGAAGUUCGAAACCCCCAGAAGACCCCACGGAUAUGAAGUUGCUUCAAGAUAUCCCUGCCUGGCUUCGUUCUCUACGCUUGCAUAAAUAUACAGAUAAUCUUAAAGACCUGAAAUGGACUGAACUGAUCGAGCUUGAUGACAAAGCUUUGGAGUCACGCGGAGUAAAUGCGCUUGGCGCAAGAAAUAAGAUGCUGAAAGUCUUCGAGCAAGUGAAGGAAGCCAAGACAGCUGGACGUCUUGACUCUAUACGUUGA
Ophidiomyces ophidiicola is the source of this 1740-nucleotide messenger RNA. RefSeq names its product Flap-structured DNA-binding and RNA-binding protein (gene VTS1). Lineage: Eukaryota; Fungi; Ascomycota; Eurotiomycetes; Onygenales; Onygenaceae. Gene Ontology annotation, cellular component: P-body. The coding region runs from base 1 to 1740 and encodes 579 amino acids. The transcript has 3 exons. Gene Ontology annotation, molecular function: translation repressor activity; protein binding; mRNA binding. Gene Ontology annotation, biological process: nuclear-transcribed mRNA poly(A) tail shortening; regulation of mRNA stability. The record is from RefSeq and is a predicted model, not a curated record.